Molecule: messenger RNA, 2893 nt
Organism: Dicentrarchus labrax (European seabass)
Lineage: Eukaryota; Metazoa; Chordata; Actinopteri; Moronidae
Gene: slc26a6l2
Product: solute carrier family 26 member 6
Exons: 20
Coding region: 520-2832 (770 amino acids)
Biological process (GO): transmembrane transport
Cellular component (GO): membrane
Molecular function (GO): secondary active sulfate transmembrane transporter activity; chloride transmembrane transporter activity; bicarbonate transmembrane transporter activity
Source: RefSeq, a predicted model, not a curated record
GGGGUGGGCAGGCAUUUAAUUAUAAGCUAAUGUGUAAUACGCAGUAAACAUUACUUCUGAGGACAAACAGCUGAAGGGUGCCUCUCAGAUGGUGUUUGGUUGGUUAGGAGAGGAACUGGAAAGGCUUUGCUCUGUUCGUAGAGACCUGUCUUGCUGACCAGUGUCUUAAACAGGUUCCGCCCCUAAGCAGCUGGCCCACCAACUCACACAUUUAUGGAGAAGAUAAUGACACCGUCCGUGGGUGUGCUAAACACAGGUCACCUCACUCCCGGCAGACAUGCACAAAGUCCACAGUACAAGCAGUAGCAUGUUAGCAUGACUUUAGCUAAGCACAUGCAAAAAGACAGCUGUCAUACCCUGUGGUGUGCUGGGGCUAGCCACGACCAGGAUUCAAGAGUUUCUGAAUUGAGAUGACGUCAGAUUUGAUCUCUUAAACUACUCUGCACAGACCCUCAGGCAAGGGAGGAGCUCAAAUUGAAACUGGCUUUACAGAGAUCUGUUGAAUUUGAUCAAACAGACAUGGAGAUGAAGGACUAUCCAGCUGGGGAGUAUUUUGUGCAGAGGAACAUUCUGGAUGAGUUAGGUCUGGAUGAAGUGGCGCAAAAAGGGACGUGGUCCACUAAACCAACCCCGGGUGAACGGGUGAAGGAGUCCCUGAGGUGUUCAGCGUCCAGGGUGAAGCACACAGCGCUGAGUUGGGUUCCUGUUCUCGGCUGGUUGCCUCAAUACUCCUUUAGAGAAAAUGCCAUAGGGGACCUGAUCUCUGGCUGCAGUGUGGGCAUUAUGCAUCUGCCACAGGGGAUGGCAUAUGCUCUUCUGGCUUCCUUACGUCCAGUGUUUGGCCUUUACACCUCCCUCUACCCUGUGCUGGUCUACUUCCUCUUUGGUACUUCCAGACACAUCUCCAUAGGGACGUUUGCUGUGAUCAGCAUCAUGAUUGGGAGUGUGACGGAGAGGCUGGGACCAGACAGUGACUUUAUUGGAAAUGGCACUAAUGGAACAGAAAGUGUAAACUUCGAUGAACGGGACGCAUACAGAGUACAGAUAGCAUGUUCCCUCACUCUUCUGGCAGGAAUCUUUCAGUUGCUGUUGGGUGUGGUGAGGUUUGGUUUUGUGGUCACCUACCUCUCUGAGCCACUGGUUCGUGGAUAUACCACAGGAUCAGCAUGUCAUGUGUGUGUCUCCCAGCUCAAGUACCUGUUUGGAAUUACACCGGCUCGCUUCACUGGUCCUCUCUCCCUUAUAUAUACUCUGGUGGAUAUUUGCCGGCUGCUGCCUGGGACUAAAGUGCCAGAGCUGGUGGUCAGCCUGGUAGCACUCUCUGUUCUGAUUGUGGUCAAAGAAAUCAAUGCCUGCUACAGACAGAAGCUGCCUAUGCCAAUCCCGAUAGAACUCAUAGUGGUCAUAGCAGCAACAAUCAUUACCCACUUCGGUGGGCUUACGAGUAAAUACAGCAUUGAUGUUGUUGGAGAGAUUCCCAGUGGGCUGAAGGCCCCUCGUGUUCCAGAUGCCACAUUGUUCUCGAAUGUGAUAGGUGACGCUUUUGCAGUGGCUAUUGUGGGCUAUGCCAUCAACAUUUCCCUGGGCAAAACAUUUGCCCUCAAACAUGGCUACAAGGUGGACAGUAACCAGGAGCUGGUUGCUUUGGGUCUUAGCAACACUGUUGGCAGCUUUUUUCAGUGCUACGCUGUGACUUCCUCAUUGUCUCGCAGCCUUGUUCAGGAGAGCACAGGGGGCAAGACACAAGUUGCAGGAGUGAUUUCGUCUGUCAUCGUGCUGAUCACAAUUUUGAAAAUAGGUGCUCUCUUUGAAGAUCUUCCCAAGGCUGUCUUAUCCACGAUAGUGUUUGUGAAUUUGAAAGGAAUGUUUAAGCAGUUCCUGGACGUGCCCAUGCUGUGGAAGACCAAUAAGGUUGAUCUGCUGGUGUGGCUGGUAACAUUCACAAGCACUAUCCUCCUCAACCUGGACUUGGGUCUGGCUGUCUCGGUUGGCUUUUCCAUGCUCACUGUCAUCUUCAGAACGCAACUACCCCGCUACUCUAUCUUGGGCCAUAUGCCAGGCACUGGCUUGUAUCUGGACACAGACACCUACAAGGAGGCUAAAGAGAUUCCAGGAAUUAAAAUCUUCCGUUCAUCUACAACCAUCUACUACGCAAAUGCUGAGAUGUACUUGGAGGCCCUGCAAGAGAAGAGUGGAAUUGAAAUCGGGAAGCUGCUGACGGCGAAGAAGAAACAAGACGCAAAGCUGAAGCGUAUACAAAAGAAAGAGAAAAAGAAAGCUAAAAAGGAGGCAAAGAAAGAAGAGCCGGAGGUGAAGGAGGGGAAAGUCUCUGCAGAACCGAGGGGACCAAGUCAGGGAAAUGGUGUGUCCUUAAGACUGACAGAAACCUCUACAAAUGACCCUAAUAAAGGCCAAGUAAACCGGGCUUACCAACAUGACACAACCAUGUCAGACUCCGAUUCAGACGCAGGUUGCCACACGUAUGACAGCAUCAGUCACGUAUCACACCACAGUGAUAAAGGAAAGGGAAGGGCCUGUGGAUCAGGCACACACAGCAUCAUCUUGGACAUUUCGGCAACCAGCUUUGUGGACACAGUCACUGUGAAGACCUUGAAAAAUAUAUUCAGGGACUUUGGGGAGAUUGACUUGGACAUCUAUCUAGCAGGCUGCCAAGCAUGUGUCGUGGAGCAGCUGGAAACUGCAGGUUUCUUCUCAGAGUCCAUCCCAAAGAGCAGGCUGUUUGUCACAGUACAUGAUGCAGUGCUUCAUAUUCUCCACAAACUGGGGCAGACAGACUUCAUACUUGAUGUGUCAUGCACCACUCAAAUGUGAUCAGCAGGGGUCAGACUGUUCCAACUCUCACCAUCCUCCUCCUCCUCCUGGCUGUUCCAUU